Messenger RNA from Dermacentor silvarum, 1241 nucleotides. Its product is annotated as tyrosine-protein kinase receptor torso. The transcript has 7 exons. The record is from RefSeq and is a predicted model, not a curated record. The coding region runs from base 1 to 1131 and encodes 376 amino acids. Gene Ontology annotation, biological process: protein phosphorylation; multicellular organism development; positive regulation of kinase activity. Gene Ontology annotation, cellular component: signaling receptor complex. Lineage: Eukaryota; Metazoa; Arthropoda; Arachnida; Ixodida; Ixodidae. Gene Ontology annotation, molecular function: ATP binding; transmembrane receptor protein tyrosine kinase activity.
AUGAAUGGAUCAAUUCUAUCCUCCGCAACCAUAAUCUGGAUCGCGGACUUGCAGGAGCUGGGUGCAUCGCCAGCAGCCGCUAAGAAGAGUGCCGAUUCGGAGCUAUCCUCGCCACGCGAGUUCCUGCAGCUGCGCAGGAGUGCCUUUCGCCUGCUGCACAGGUCCUGGGACACGUACGAGAUCCCCUUCGAGACGCUCGAACUGCACGAAGAGAUCGGUCGCGGCGCCUUCAGCGUCGUGCAUAGGGCUCACGUCUGGGUCGGCAAGGUCCGCGAGACGGUCGCCGUCAAGAUGCUCAAGGACCUGCCGACGUCCGAAGAGAGGAGGAACCUUCAGCGAGAGAUCGAACUCCUCAAGCUAGUGGGCAAGCACGCGAACGUUGUCAGCAUGCGAGCCUACUGCACGAUGGGUCCCAGGCUGGCGCUGGUCGUCGAGUACUGCCCACUGGGCGACCUCAGGACGUAUCUACUUAGGACCAGGGCACGACUCGGAAAAGAGGCUCAUGAUUACGGAUCGGAUAGUGGUGAUCUAGGUUUGCUCAGUGUAUCUACAACAAGCACCGAUUCUGGAAUUCCAGAAGAUCUCGGAGAAGUGCCGUCACUGCUGCAUCUUCUGUCGCUAGCACGGCAAGUCGCCCAAGGAAUGGACUUCCUGGCCUCGAAACGUGUGGUGCACCGCGACCUGGCCGCCCGCAAUGUGCUGCUCGUAACCGAACAGCAUGCCAAGAUCGCCGACCUGGGCCUCUCUAGGGACAUGUACGAGGAAGGCCUGUACCGCAAGCAAGGCGCCGGUCGCCUGCCGGCCCGCUGGAUGGCGCUCGAGUCGCUCUCCCACAUGACCUACACCACCUUGAGCGACGUGUGGUCCUUCGGCGUGCUCAUGUGGGAAGUGGCUAGUCUGGGUGCCGUGCCUUACCCUGGCGUCGCCAACCACCAGCUGUUGGACUUUCUGACAACAGGCCAUCGCUUAGAGAAGCCGGCCAAUUGUCCACAGGAAACGUACGACCUGAUGACUUCAUGCUGGAACGCCAUCCCCAUCUGCAGGCCAACGUUUUCAGCGAUCGUGAGCAAGCUCGAUGAAAUCCUGGAGCAGUCGCAGGGCUACUUUAACUUCAAUUCGGAGUCGGAGUAGCAUGGCUAUGCUGCCACUCAUUGCGCUAGCAGUGCUAGCAGUCGUUUGACGGUUCCCAAGUUCAAGUUGCGCGAAGCCCGGCUUCACUACUCAAGGGAUUGAAGAUAAUG